This is a messenger RNA of Lycium barbarum (goji berry), 3127 nucleotides long. RefSeq lists its product as uncharacterized. The transcript has 4 exons. Gene Ontology annotation, molecular function: DNA binding. The record is from RefSeq and is a predicted model, not a curated record. NCBI's taxonomy places the organism in Eukaryota, Viridiplantae, Streptophyta, Magnoliopsida, Solanales, Solanaceae. The coding region runs from base 138 to 2831 and encodes 897 amino acids.
GUAUAUAUAGUAUAGUCGCAGUAUUCAUUUCAUUUUUAAGUUAUGUCCUUCAGACAACGUAGUCACCUGUAAGUCUAUAGCCAUAACCAACACCACCACCUUAUUCUCCCUGUCGGAAUUCUCAAUUCUCAAAAAAAAUGGCAACAGUUGCACCGACCCGUCAACCCAAUUUAGAAUCCCUAGCUCACAUAGACAUCACUAAACUUUCCCAAUCUGAACUCCACGCACUUUCCCUUUGCUCUAACUCAGCUUACAAUCUCCGUCAUGCUAACGACGUCGUUAUUCCCCAAAUCGAUCGUUCUUUAUUCAAUGAAUCCACCUGUAGCCGCCGUCAAACGUAUUCCCGUCUCCGUCACCAACGCCACCGUUCUCGUGUGCCAGGUCAUCACCCUUCCACGUCACAACCCAAACCCGGUUCAUCAUCCGACCCGGAAACUCACUCAAUUCUUCAUUUCCUUAAGUACUUCAUUAACAACCCUAAUUCUAACUCUCCACCACCACCGCCACCGCCGCCGCCGCCAAGUGUUACCUUUCCUGCGACACAGCCGGGAAUUCAAGAAAAAUUGAUGAAUGAGUGUGAUAAAAAAAGGAAAAGAGGACGUAAACACAAGGAUAAUAAACAGGUGAAAGAUAAUAGGGUUAGGAGUGAUGUGGUAAUUGUGAAUGAAAAUGGUGAGGUGGUUGAUUUAAACAAUUUAGAGAGUAAUGGGGAUAAACUGUAUAAUGGGGAAUUGGAGAAAAGGACUGUUGGGUUAAAGACUGAAGAAGAGGUACUUGGUUUUGUUAGGGAUUUGGAAGGGCAGUGGUGUAGUAGAAGGAAGAGGAGGAAAUAUGUUGAUGCUAGUGGAUUUGGUGAUACAUUGCCUAUUGGUUGGAAGCUCUUGUUAGCUCUUCGUAGACGAGAUGGUCGCGUUUGGGUUUAUUGUCGCAGAUACGUGAGCCCUACUGGUCAACAGUUUAUAUCAUGCAAAGAGGCUUCAUCAUACUUGCGGUCCCACUUUUUGUCUGGUGAAGCAAACCAGCAAGUUGAUGCCACUGUUUCUAAAAGUGUGAGUAGCUUCCACGGUGAUACCAGUUUGGUGUUGUCAACAAACAUCCAAGAAAAUCCUCAUUCUCUUCAAAAAGGUGAUGUGGCAAAGCAUGACAUAGUUGCACAUGCAGUUGUACCCAGUUCAUCUACUCUAGACCUACAUCUCAGUGAAGUUUGCUUGAUGGAGAUGGAUAAUCUCCCUGAGGUUAAAGUUCAAGACAUUUUCGAAUGUUAUAAAUGCAACUUGACAUUUGAAGAAAAGAAUGCAUAUUUGCAGCAUCUGUUCUCAUUUCACCAGCGCACAACAAGAAGGUACAGGGUUGGGCCAUCUGUUGGAGAUGGGGUCAUAAUUAGAGAUGGAAAAUAUGAAUGCCAGUUCUGCCAUAAGGUAUUUGAAGAAAGGCGUAGUUACAAUGGUCAUGUAGGAGUCCAUGUGAGAAACAAUGCAAGAGGAACUGUGGAUGUAGCUGCUGCUGUUGCAGCAGACAAGAGUGUUCAAUCUCCACAUCAUGAUGGGUUGCCUUCAACAUGUAAAAUGGAUGCUUUAAUUGAAAUUGCCCAAAAUUCAGUUGUAGAAACUUCUAGUGCUAGACCUGCGACCAAGGGCAGCAGCAUGCCAUCUAGUACUUCAAUGGGCUUGGAUGGAAAUAUGGCUACCAACAUUGACCAAGUUGCGAGGUCGAACAUUGAAACAUGUCUUGAACAAGGCAGAGAUCAGCCUGAUAAUACCUGCAUGGGAGUAGAUAAGAAUAGGAGUGGUGAGAUCUUGGCCAACAAGUUCAAUCCGAGAGUGAUCUCAACCAAUGAUUAUGAGCAGCCUGAGGAUGAUGAGGCUAAGAAGGCUGGAAGCAACAAGGCAGUGGAGGGCCUGGGAAAAGAGCAGACAAAAGAAAAUGAUGAUGUUCAACCAGAGACCGUGGAACUAACUUUUCAGGAAAUUGCUAGUCAGAAUGCAUUAACUAGCUCUUCAGUCUCUACGGUGCGGUCAUUGUAUAAUGAUUUUGAGCACUCUGAGGAUGGUGACGUGAAGAAGGAUGGAACUGAUAAUGUAGCAGUGGGUGAGGGGAACAGCCUGACUAAAGCAAAUGAUGUUGAAUCAGAAACUAUGGAACUAAGUUCUCAGGACAAUGCUACUCUGAAUGGGUUAACCAGCUCCUCAUUGUCUAUGGUGGAACCAUCUCAUAGUACUUUUGAGCAUCCUGAGAGUGAUGACAUGAAGAAGGAUGGGAAUGACCCGCUAGUAGUUUGUCUUGGACAGAGCCUGACUGAAGCAUAUAAUGAUGUGGAGCCCGAGAAUAUAGAAUUCACUUUUCAGCAAAAUGCUACUCAAGAUGAGUUAGCUAGCUUUUCAGAGCCUAUGGUGCAAGUGCAACCAUUCGACAACUCUACUGGCAUUCUUUCAGGAUCAAAUAAGGACGAUGGCGAAGUUUCUGCUAUUGGUCAGACUCUGGAUAAUGGAACCGGGUUCGAGGAGUUUAGGCUGGAUGAGAUAGAACACUUUGAAUACAGCUUUGAUGUUGGUCAUCAAUCUCCUUCUUUACCCGUAGCUUCUAUUGGGUUGAGCAAUGAUGCAAGGAUGGAAGAGGCUUUUGCAUCGGUUGGAUUUGAUUCUGGAGGAAUCAUUUUAAACAUGGAAGAUCAGCUUUCAACAAUAUGUGUGUGGUGCAGAGCAGAGUUCAAGCUCGAAGCUUAUGAUACAGAAGCUCAUUCAGAUUCAAUUGGAUUUAUGUGUCCAGACUGCAAGGCUAAAAUAUCUGGACAUCUGGAGAGUGGUCUUUCCUUGAGUCCUCACGGUUUCUGAUUUUCCACUGGGCCAUCUCGUUGCGCUUGCUGCUCAAUGUCUUUAUACAUGUGGAGAUGCAGGUCUAUUUUCCGGCCUAAAGAGAUGGCUGUUACAAAGCAUGCAUGUGCUCUUUUCUUAGGAGAUGGAGUUUUAGCUGGAAUCCGCAGUUUGCUGUAAAUUCAUCUAUCGAAUAGUGUAGUUUGUAGUAUCCCGCAUUCUGAUAUGUUUAACUUACGGAAGACAGCAGAUGUGUCUCUAUACAUGAAUUGAACAGUGUAUAUUUUGGUUAUGUGUAUAUAUCUGUUUACGUAUGU